This is a messenger RNA of Chara braunii, 2129 nucleotides long. NCBI's taxonomy places the organism in Eukaryota, Viridiplantae, Streptophyta, Charophyceae, Charales, Characeae. The record is from the annotation of a GenBank genome assembly.
GGGAAAGAGAGGGGAAGAAGGGGGUAAUUGACUUGGGACUGAGAAGGCAUCGGCAUAGAGAGAAAGACGGCGUGAAGGGUUUGUCCGCAUGCAAUAGUAUGAUCAUACAGAAGAAAAGCUGUGGGAGAAACAGAGAUUGGAGACCAAGUCUGAAGGGAAGGGAGGGAAGAGAGAGAAGCAGUAUGCACAGAAGACGAAGCAUGUCGGGGAAGGAACGCCGCGCAAGGUAGAUAACAGAGGAACAGAAAUGCCCACCGAAAGAUGGUGCGGAGGAAGGGAGCUCUUCCUCUGCAUCCCCCACUCUAGCGGGGAUAAGUCCCAGACAGAGGAACAAAUGGAGAACACAAGAACGAGAAAUUCCACGAUGAUCCACCACCAAGGAUGAAGGCUUGCCCCCCCACAUCGCUUCAUUCCUUCAUUAGCGAAUUCUCUGCCUGCUCCUCUCACCCGGAAAGCAACAGUGGGAGAAAAGGGCUCCUCCAUGAGCUCCUUAUCGACUACUAAUCCAUCCUGGAAACCCACUUCUUAGCAACGCUGUCGCUCAAGUACCUGCACGUUGGCUGAAGGACGAACCUAGAGCUGUUUGUUCCUAAAGAGGUUAGGAUUUCACAUCCUGUGGAAUGCAACGCUGCUGCAGAGGGAUUAAACCCCUCGUGGAAAGACAACCUACGAUGGAUUUCGUGGACCAUAAACAAGGGGUGCGAAAUCCCCGCUCGGAAAGCUAACCUACAGCGCCAAGGUGAUGAUUUCAGAGAGGGCUUCACACGGAUAGGCAGUUCCAGGGAACAACCGUCUUCCCCCGAACAUAACGCACCCUAAAAAUGAAUGUAUACAAGCUACAUUUCCGGCCAGAUACAGCCAAAAUGAGGGUGCGUUGUGUUCGGGGGAAGAGGAUAGGCAGUUCCAGGGAACAACUGGGCAACGUACAGGCACUUCGAAGAAAAAAGAUACGGAACGAGUUGCUCCCGUGAUUCGGUACGACAAUAGGGGAGAAGCGAGUUAAGCAAGGUGGUAAUCAGUUACUACGACCAGGGGCAUAGUCAGACCAGGACCUUCUGAAUGGACUCCGGAAGCAAAUGCAGUAAUAUGGGCAUGCAGAAAACUCCUUAGUGUGAGUACACGCUCUGAGUAAGCCAAAGGGAAAAAAAAAAGCGAGGUUCACGGCUUUCAGGGAAAGAGUGGUGAACUGCCCACAGCUUUGCUUUCCCUUCCCCAUGUUCUGCCACCUCUCCGCUCACCAUUGCUCUGUUAAUCCCAUUCAAAUGACCCCGAUAAAACCUGUUAGACCCACAAAGCUGACGCGCCAAAUUCUCCAAUCACGAUGGAUGCUUCCUCAUGUAAAACGUGUACGCAAGACGUGUGCCCUCGUGAGCAGGGCCCUUCGUCGUUCGCUGUGUUUAGGACCGAAUCCGUUAAUCUUGAUGUCCCCAGCGUGAAAGGAUCCUGUAUGAUCGCCAAGCCGGCGUCUCUAGCACAGGACAGCAGGGACGUUGAACAGCGCGCCACCAGCGAAUUCAGCCCUCAUACAAUCAGCAAACCAUUCGACAAAGCCGCAUGCCCGCGCAUGUACGAGACUGCAGCCGCUGGAACUCCGCGAGAAGAAAAAAACAGGGAGGAAAGGAGGGAGGCGAGGAAAGGGAGAGGGAGGGAAGGAGAGGAAAAACACGCGCGCAACCCCCUUGGGACCAAAAGCCAGCACGACGAUACUUGCAACGGCAGCACGACAGCCUGACAUUCGUCGAGAGACCGAAUGACAGGAAGGGAUAACGGGAGUAGCAAAGAGGCGCUGAUUACUCCACAAAGAUGAUAAUGACUGUAAGCAAGAAGAUAUUGGGUACAGCGAUUGAUAAGACACGAGCUGAACAUGGAGAAACACUGUUACACUACACGGUCAAGAGUCUGAGCUAAGUACAGAAACCACUACAUUACAUGAGAUGUUAAGGAAGGACACUGGCUUCAUUCGCACUCUUGUGAGCCAGGCAUGCAUGCAUUCAACCUCUCCCACAGACGGGGAAAAAGAUGAGCGAGAGAAAAUCAAAGACUGAGCACGGGGGGGAGGUAAAAAGGACAAACAACAUAAAAAGCGCGGGAAAACGGGACAUACAGCACAGCCUCUGACAAACUGCGAA